AUGACCUCAUCAUCGAUAACAAACCUUGUUGAUGUAUCAAUGGCCAAGGUUGUGCAGAUAAACAUGAAACACUUUAAGUGUGCCACGGACAAUCUGGCUGUCUUACUCAGGGAGGAGGACAUCGACCUUGCCAUCAUCCAAGAGCCCUGGGUUCAUAGCUCAUGUGUCAAAGGGCUCAACAUCAAUGGGUAUAAUCUUUUUUAUGAAAAAGGACAGGCAUCAUGUCCUCGCUCGUAUGCGAAGAAGUGUAGGCCACCAUGGUGGAACGAGAAGCUCUCUUUGCUCCGCAGGAAUGCAAGAAGAGCUUUCAACGAAAGCUAUCGGACCAAGGUUUGGACUCCAUAUAAGGAUGAUCUUAGGGUCCGGAAAUCCAAGAAAUUGUCAUGGGAAUCUCAUUGCCAGCAAAUUGAAAGCAUUAAAGAAUCGACUGGACUAGCCAAACUGCUAGCAAAUGGCCACUCUUGUCCCUCUCUUCUUAACAAAGUGGAUGGAAAUCCAGUUAAAUCCCUAAUGGAAUCCCCCUCACUACUAGUAGAUACCCAUUUUCCUGGUUCCUCGGGUGAUCCCCCAAAGGUAUUGCCGUAUCGUUCAGCCAAUUCUGGCGAGACUAUACAAUCAGUGGUAUCAUCUAGAAGAAUCAAAUGGGCCAUCUAUUUCUUCUCUCCAUAUAAAAGUCCGGAUCCUGACGGGGUCUUACCAAUUAUGUUACAAUCUCUGGGAGAUGUAGCUGUAAAUUGGCUGUCCACGAUUUUCUGUAGCUGCUUUUCACUUAAUCAUGUCCCCAGCGGCUGGAGACAAGUUAGAGUAGUUUUUAUUCCAAAAGCAGGUAGAACAGGCCACAGUACGGCUAAAGAUUAUAGACCCAUCAGCCUUACUUCAUUCUUACUUAAAACUAUGGAAAGACUGAUCGAUGCUUACAUCAGAUCUUUACACAGUUUCGCUAAAAUAUCAAGGGCUCAACAUGCAUAUUUCAAAGGGAAGUCCACAGAAACGGCACUACAUGAGGUUGUUACUGUGGUGGAGAAAUUUCUUGGAUGUAAACAAUUUACCUUAGCCGCCUUCUUGGAUAUAGAAGGAGCUUUUAAUAACGUCAGUGUGGUAGCCAUUUAA
Molecule: messenger RNA, 1110 nt
Organism: Teleopsis dalmanni
Lineage: Eukaryota; Metazoa; Arthropoda; Insecta; Diptera; Diopsidae
Exons: 2
Coding region: 1-1110 (369 amino acids)
Source: RefSeq, a predicted model, not a curated record